AAAAAGAAAUAAAAAAGGAGUAUGAUUGAUGAAAGAUGAACAUGCAUCGUGAUAACAUUAGAUGGUACAAUAUCCUCACCAACUUGGAAGUGACACAAAUUAUACAUUACUAGCUACUAGUAGAUCUGAAUCUCUCUCUCUCUCCUCCGACAAUGAAUAGGAAUCUCAGAGAAUCUCUUGCCGGUGGGAGGAAUAUUCCGGCGAUCUCUCAGUUUCGCAGAGGCAAUAACAACAACAACAACAUCUCUCCAAAUGGCUUCUCUAGAGAUUCCGAUGAGAAUCUAGAUCUCUUCUCUAAGAUCCGUCGCUCAUUCCCAUUGGCUUCCUCCGACGAAUUACCCGACGUUUCGGCAAAACUCGGGAGACUUUCGGUCGGAUCCAAAAUAGCUCCCAAAGGUAAAGGUGAUGAUCUCUUGUCUUCAGGUGAAGGUGGAAAAAAUGAUUAUGAUUGGCUUCUUACUCCUCCUGGAACACCUCUUGGAAGUGACUCUCAUUCAUCUUUGGCAGCUCCAAAGAUUACAUCUUCCGCUAGAGCCAGUUCUGCUUCAAAGGCUUCAAGGCUUUCAGUUUCGCAGUCAGAGAGCAGUUACCAUUCUUCCCGCCCCGCUAGAAGUAGCUCUGUGACUCGGCCAUCCAUUUCCACCUCACAAUACAGCUCAUUUACUUCAGGCCGUUCACCAUCUUCCAUCCUAAACACUAGUUCAGCUUCAGUCUCAUCCUACAUUAGACCUUCAUCCCCUAGUUCCCGUUCGUCAUCUUCAGCUAGACCUUCCACUCCCACCCGUACUUCUUCGGCAUCACGGUCCUCAACUCCAUCGAGAAUCCGUCCAGGGUCAUCUAGUUCAUCCAUGGACAAGACCAGACCGUCCCUGAGCUCAAGACCAUCGACUCCAACUUCUAGACCACAGCUCUCAGCAAACUCCCCAAAUAUAAUUGCUUCUAGACCAAAUUCUCGUCCUUCCACCCCUACCCGUCGAAGCCCAUCCACCUCGGUGUCUGCAGCAUCAGGAUCCAAUAUUUCAGGUGGACGUGCUGUAUCAAAUGGUCGUACUGCACCUUCAUUGUCUAGGCCAAGCUCUCCUGGACCUAGAGUUAGAACCACCCCGCAACAGCCAAUUGUUCUAGCAGACUUCCCUCUUGAUACACCACCUAAUCUCAGAACAUCUCUCCAAGACAGACCAAUAUCAGCUGGUAGGUCCAGGCCAGUCGCUGGUAGCAGCAUGGCAAAGGCAAGUUCAGAACCCAAAGGUCCCAUCACAAGAAGGAAUUCAUCUCCUAUCGUGACUAGAGGAAGACUGGCUGAGACCCAAGGAAAAGGCCGUUUUGGUGGUAAUGGGCAGUACCUCACAGAUGCACCAGAGCCCCGGAGGAUUUCAAACGUGUCUGACAUAACUUCACGGAGAACCGUUAAGACCUCGUCAACUGUCACGGACAAUAACAACGGACUUGGGAGGUCAUUCUCAAAAAGUUCACUCGAUAUGGCCAUUAGACACAUGGACAUAAGAAACGGGAAGACUAACGGGUGCGCACUAUCAACCACAACGCUAUUUCCUCAGAGCAUCAGACCAGCCUCAUCCAAGAUCCAGCCAAUCCGUUCAGGGAAUAAUCAUUCGGAUUCUAUCAGCAGCAACGGCACAGAGAACGGGAAUGGAGCAAAUGAGGGUAGAAGACUGAUGGGGAAGUUGAGCGACAUGGACAUGUAUGAGAGCUCAAGGUAUGAUGCAUUGUUGCUGAAAGAGGACGUCAAAAACACAAACUGGUUACAUAGCAUCGAUGACCGGUCGUCAGAUCACGGACUCAUGUUUGACAAUGGAGGCUUCGAGCUACUUCCAGAGCCCUUUGCCCCACUAUAACACACAAACACACACACACACACCACAAGUAAACAACUUUUUUUCUUUCUAAAACCACUUCUCUCUUCUUUACUUUUUUAUCUUACAUAAUUUGUUUGCUUGUCAAUGGUGGAAAAAGGCUCUAAGUGUUCUUGGUUCUUUGGUUAUUGAUUCUUGAUUCAUGGCUAUUGAGUGUGGUUUGUAACUUUGUAGUUACUAGUUAUAAUAUUUGAGGAGAUGGUAACGUAAUGUUGUACCUCAAGUUCACUCA
Messenger RNA from Arabidopsis lyrata subsp. lyrata, 2103 nucleotides. RefSeq names its product flocculation protein FLO11. Gene Ontology annotation, cellular component: cortical microtubule. The coding region runs from base 153 to 1853 and encodes 566 amino acids. Gene Ontology annotation, biological process: cortical microtubule organization. The transcript has 6 exons. NCBI's taxonomy places the organism in Eukaryota, Viridiplantae, Streptophyta, Magnoliopsida, Brassicales, Brassicaceae. The record is from RefSeq and is a predicted model, not a curated record.